Messenger RNA from Trichoderma atroviride IMI 206040, 1476 nucleotides. RefSeq lists its product as uncharacterized. Gene Ontology annotation, cellular component: plasma membrane. The record is from RefSeq and is a predicted model, not a curated record. Lineage: Eukaryota; Fungi; Ascomycota; Sordariomycetes; Hypocreales; Hypocreaceae. Gene Ontology annotation, biological process: transmembrane transport. Gene Ontology annotation, molecular function: transmembrane transporter activity.
AUGGACCAAGAAAAGCCUUCACAGCGAGAGCUGGGUACUUCGUCGCAGUUGGCUUCAACCCAGCUUACGACCAACGAAGCAAUUGACUGGGCUCAGCAUCCCUCCAAUCCCUUCAAUUGGUUGUUGUGGCAAAAAUGGACAACCAUGGGCAUAGCAUGCUGGGUUACAUUUAUCGUUGGACUUAAUGCCACCUCCAUCACGACAGCCUCAGCUCCGAUUUCAUCCAAAUUCCACUUGUCGAAUAGCGCUCUCGACGUCAGUUUUUUCCCUUCGACCGCAUGGAAUGCCGCAGCGGCCGUCGCUCCCUUGGUCACGCUGCCUUUGAUGGAUACAUAUGGAGUGAGGGCUGGAUAUGUGACAUACUUCAUUUUAUUCUGCAUCUUCCUCAUACCGCAAGCUUUAGCUGAAAACUUCGCAACCCUUGUGGUCUGUCGCGUGUUUGCUGGUAUUUUUGGCGGUACUGUGCAGAAUGCAGCUGAUGGCAUUGCUGCCAACAUGUUUCCAUCUCACUCCGAACGCGCGUUGCCCUUGACUGUGUACGUACUUUCGCUUCUUUUAGGUGUUACAAUGGGCCCUGUCUUGGGCGCCGUGGAGGAGCCGCUGGGAUGGCGCUGGAUCAUCUGGAUUCAACUCAUCAUCUGUGGAGCAUCUAUCCCUCUUGUCGUCGUAUUUAUGAGAGAGAGUAGAGGCUCCGUUAUCCGUAGCCGUCUUCAUAAAGCUGGCAUAGUGGCUGAUCAGGAUGAGAUCAAAGAAUCUCCGGCGAGGAUUCUCACGGAAACUAUUUUCCGCAGUGGUGUACUUCUCACUACGGAGCCGACAAUCAUAUCCAUGACCACCUGGUCUUCAUUCACAUUCGGCCUUAUUUUUAUUUCAACACAGUCGGUACCACUUGUCUUCACAGAUAUUUACGGCUGGUCCGAUGCCAGUGGUGGUAUUGUGCAAGUCAGCAUUGGGAUAGGGCAGCUUUUAGGGUUCGCAGCCUGUUUGGUACAGAACAAGGUCUACACUCGUAGUGCAGCCUCUAACAAGGAAGCAGUGGGAGCGCCAUUACCCGAGUCUAUUUUGUACCUUUCAAUCCCUAGCACGGCUAUUGCUCUGGCCGGUGGGCUUUUCAUGUACGGCUGGGGCAUUUUCCAGUCUCACUGGAUUGUCCCGGCAAUAGGAUUGGGUCUUACUGGGUUUGCAAUUAUCACAGUUGUGCAUGCUGUUACCAUAUACGUUACCGAUGAGUAUGCAGCUUGUGCCGCGAGCGCCAUUGCAGCCGUGGCAUUUGGGGAGAAUCUCUUUGCAGCAUUUCUCCCGCUGGCUGCAAAGCCGAUGUACUUGCGUUUAGGUUUCCAGUGGGCAAGCACAUUGCUAGCAUUUGUUGCGUUGCUAUUGACGUUGGCGCCGAUCAUGAUUGUAUUUAGAAGGCGUGGUGUUAGACACAAGCCCAUUAUGGUCAGCAGACAACCUGAUGUGCGGCCUGGGCUAUAA